GAAGCAUCGUUCAUUUUCAACAUUUCGCAACAUCAUUCGGAAAAUGUCAAACCUACUUCGAGGAAUGCAGCGUGCUUUUACUUUCCAAGGACACUCAAAUGGAAGGACCCUCCCACUGGAUGCAACAAGCGACGCGGCAUCAGGAGCGGUGGUGAAAUAUGAGGAAUCACUGGAGAAGAGGCCAAAAUAUAAGACGGGAGAUAGAGGCAUGAAACGCCUUCGCGAUCCUUCUAAUGCUGAGGUCGAUAUUGUCUUCGUCCACGGGCUACGCGGAGGCCGGGAAUCGACCUGGACGUAUCAUCGAACAGAUAACACAACCUGUUUAUGGCCGGAAAAAUUGCUUCGUUUGGACAUACCUAAAGCCCGGAUCCUGACUUGGGGCUACGAUGCGGACGUCAUCAGUGGCGGGAGAGUCGGAUCCAACGACAUCUUGGGCCAUGCUGACUGCCUAUGCACUGACCUGGCGAACGAACGAAUGAACACGCCAAGCAGUCGCCCAAUCAUUUUCGUCGCACAUAGUCUUGGUGGACUAGUAGUGAAGCAGGCCCUGCUGCACUCCCUCCAUUCAGUGACCCAGGAUCGCGCCCAUCUUCGCCCAAUAGUCACAGCAACGUGGGGAAUUCUGUUCCUUGGGACACCGCACCAAGGGUCGUCGCAAGAGCAAUGGGCGAGUGUAAUCCUGUCCUUCAUCGGCCGGUUCCAGAGCGUGAACGAUAAGCUCGUUAAGAGCUUGGAGUCCGGUAAUCCUGACCUUCGACGGUUGCAAGACGAGUUUAUUUCCCUUAUGCGAGACCGUUGGGAGCGCAAUCGCCCUUUGUAUGUUACGUGCUGCAAUGAAGAGCGGCCUACGAAGAUACUGGGAAUGAUUGUGGAACCCCAAUCUGCCCUUAUCAGUGGAUAUCAAAGCUUCAGUCUUCCUGGAGAUCAUCGCCAAAUCGCCAAGUAUGGCUCACUUGGGGAUACAGGAUAUAUAAGAAUAUCAUCCGAGAUCCAAAGAUGGAUCAAAAUUUGGCACGAAUCCCCAAAAGCAGCUCGCUCGGACCGAAAUGAUCGACGACCUUCGGAGCCCCAUGAGGACGACCGCGAUGGCGCAGAGAGUGCGCAUUUGCAGAGAGAUAGAAUUAUAAAGGGAGAGAAACCGAGUUUUAUUUAUCAGCCGACGAUAGCAUCCGGAAAACACGGUGUGGCAGCUCCGGUCUUCGGCACGGGUCCCGGCGCUACAAUCAUCAUGAGCGGUGAUAAUAUUAAACACAAGCAUUCCGAAACGCACAGAUCCUUCCAAAAGCACAGGGACAUGGGUAAGGGUAAACGGUCAGGCAUGGAAGGUGACUCGAAUUGGAGCAGUGAGGAAUAUUCUGAGUACUCACAUUCUUGGAGUGGCUCAGAGUAAGAGAAGUUCUAAAACUAUGGCCCGUUCUAUAGCCUCUGCGAUCAAUACGGUAGUUCUUCAGUACGGCAUCGAUAGGGUUCAUUCAAAUCUAUCCUGCUUCAUAUAA
Messenger RNA from Trematosphaeria pertusa, 1496 nucleotides. RefSeq lists its product as uncharacterized. The transcript has 4 exons. The record is from RefSeq and is a predicted model, not a curated record. NCBI's taxonomy places the organism in Eukaryota, Fungi, Ascomycota, Dothideomycetes, Pleosporales, Trematosphaeriaceae. Bases 44 to 1390 code for a protein of 448 amino acids.